Messenger RNA from Topomyia yanbarensis, 5451 nucleotides. RefSeq lists its product as uncharacterized. The record is from RefSeq and is a predicted model, not a curated record. Bases 628 to 2064 code for a protein of 478 amino acids. Lineage: Eukaryota; Metazoa; Arthropoda; Insecta; Diptera; Culicidae. Gene Ontology annotation, molecular function: zinc ion binding; nucleic acid binding. The transcript has 2 exons.
UUGAGUUUAUCUUUUUCUCGUUCUGGCCCGUGAUUGCCUGGAAAAUAAGUGCUCGGCCUACGCCACCCGGAUCUUUCUUUCAAUCUCGGCCUCAGCCAUCCGGCUCUAAUCGUAUUUCGCUACCCCAGCGAUAGUUCACGCGAGUGCAGUGUUAAUUCUCCCGAUCAGUAGUGCGAAUAUCAAGUGCAUCGAAAGUCGCUUCCCUACGGGUCCGUCCCACCCCAAGGGGCCGCGGAGCCGCCAAAGGGUCACUCCCGACCCAAUUUAGCAAAAUUCCAAGCCUACUACGGCAUUUCCGCGAGAAAAUUGGACAUCGAAAGUUGUACCAGGUAACAGGAGCGCAGACUCACAAGUAGGUAAACAACUCGCGCCUCCACCGAAACUUCAAUCUCAAAUCGAUAAACACGACCGCGCCUCCACCAAACCAAAUAUUCAAACUAAGUGAAAAACUUGCGUCUCCACCAAAUCGAAUUUUCAAACCUAGUGAAAAACUUGCGCCCCCAUUAAAUUGCCGACCGUCGGCGAUUUGUAUGAGUGUGUAGCAGCGAACCCUCAAGUCGAACCGGUGCUCGUGUGUGUAGUGACUUGUACGAGAGUUUUGUGACGAACCCCACCAACAAUAACAAAAUGCCGCGCCGCCCUCCCCCCGAUUGGGGCGGGGAACCACCCCUUAGUCGAUCUCUCCCCGGCUACAUGAACUCCGGGGACGUAAUUGACCAACAGACCCUACUAUUAAGAGCAAUCGACGAGCCAGGAAACACGGAACAACGUCUCCCCGCCGAUCCCUUCCUUAUCCUGAAAUCGGUACAGGCAGUGCUUGAGACUGACCCCAGAAACCUGGUGAGCGCAACAAAAGAGGCAAAGGGAUACAGAUACGUAUUGAGAACUCGAUCCAAGAAAACCUAUAUAGCACUACAGAAAAUGAACCAGCUCAUAGGCGGCCAAAAGGUGGAGAUCAUCCCCCACCCAACACUCAACAUAGUACAAGGCGUUAUCUACGAUCCCGACACAAAAGACGUAGAAGAAGCUAGACUUCUGGAAGAGCUGAAGACUCAGGGGGUCACGAACGUUCGGAGAAUUACAAAAAUGGUCGACAAAAAACCGACCAACACACCACUGGUUAUUCUAUCAUUCUCUGGUUCUAUCCUUCCGGAGCACGUGUAUAUUGGUCUACUGCGCACCAGUAUUCGCCCGUACUACCCACUGCCGAUGAUGUGCUUCAAGUGCGGGCACUUCGGGCACGGCAGUCGAUUGUGCCCCAACCCCGCCGUCUGCCUGAACUGCAGCCAACAACACGAAACAUCAAAGGAAAACCCCUGUGUCAACACAAGCCUCUGUAUCAACUGCGGACAAGGACACUCGACACGUAGCCGGGAGUGUCCCAAAUUCAUUGAGGAGGAAAUGAUCAUCAAAGCAAAAAUCGACAACAACAUCACCUAUCCCGAAGCCAGAGCCCUAAUAACCAAACGAUCGCAAAUCCCAACCUAUGCCAGCACCAUCAAAGGAAACACCAAGAACGACGAAAAGGACACAAUCAUAGCCCAGCUACAAAAAGAACUAGCAACCCUGAAGGAAAGCAAAGCUCAAAGCGCGGAAGACAAUAAAGACCAGGUAAUCAAUAUUCUUAAGGAACACUGUGCCAAGCAGGCCAAACAGCUACAAGCAGCCUCCGCCGAAAUAGCCAAACUCCGACAAGCUGUAACCGAGCUCUACAAACAUCAGUCCGCUCACCCCUCGGAGAACACCAACGAAAACGCUUUUACGGGAACGAAAGCCAAAAAGGGCAAGUUUAUUGAACCAACCUCCGUAGCGGGUACCUCUAUCGGCCCGUUCAGCCUGUCCGAACCUAGAAGAUCCAAUCGCCAAAAAGAAAAAGACUCCCGAAAAAGUGGCACUGAUAAAUCCAGAAGCCCCAACUCCAAAGCAACUCCCGACAUGACUCUGCUAACACCCAACAAUGACUCCGCAAUGUCUUGGUCCCGCUCCAGCUCAACAGCAUCACUGAAUAACCUAAAUCAGGUACCCUCAUCGGACCCUGACAACCCAUUCACCAUCUCGGAAUAAGCACAACAGCUCGCAAACGCCUAACCCGGCAGUCAGUAAACAACAAAAGCAAUUAAAUUCAACAGCCGAAACAAAACAAACAACCCUCCCGCGUCGACCCCGACCGGGGACGUUCCGGGUCCUCCCGAUGCACCCCCGGCGGCUGUUGACGCGGGCCCGGGUUUUACCCAGGCAAGUACUUUUAGACUAAAUGCAACAGCAAACAACCGACUGCCCCUAAACCCUUCCAGCCAACACCUACCAGACGGCACCCGGCCGUCAAUCAUCGAAACCCUGAACUAUAAUCACUCGCCCGACACGCCAACACAAUCAAUAGCACACAAAGAACUCAACAAUUUGGACUCCACCCCCAAAAGCCUAGACCACAGCAACAUCAACCGUUAUCCCCGCCACCCAAGCCCUAUAGCCGGAUGCUCGUGGCACCCAGUACGGUUUCACUACGGGAACAGUGAUUCGAACGAGCCGCAACGGAACAUCAAUACCUGUUCCACUAGUUCGUCAGCUGAAUCCGUUUGUUUGGAUUCACACCAGAUCAGCAAUAACAACAAAAACGCAUACAUCAAAAAAGCCCCCCUCCUCGCGCCGCCCCCGACUCGGGAGGUGCCGGAAACAUCCGAUGAGUCCCCGACGGUUGCCGGCGCGGGGAACCCGGGGCUUCCUCGGGUAAGUUCCACCAACCCCGUAACCCGACCGGAUCCAUCUGUCGCACUCUUCUCCUCUACAGAGUCCCACGGUACAAAAUCAGGCGCAUCAUUGCAGAACGCCAGCGUUACCAAAGAAAGCAACAGACUUCAAUCCACCUACAACGCAACUUGCUCACCGUGCAUCAAAAAAGCCCACCUCCCCGCGCCGCCCCCGACUCGGGAAGUGCCGAAGACAUCCGAAGAGUCCCCGACGGUUGCCAGCGCGGGGAACCCGGGUUCCUCCCGGGUUAGGAAUGUUCCUAUAACAAAUCUCUAUUCCUGUGUGCGGGAUAGAACCCAGGUGAGCUGCGUACAUGACAUUCAAUGUACAAAUGCCGCUAUGCCCGCUCGAGUCUGAUCUUGUUUCGAUGCGAGAAUUAGGUUGGUAUAAACAUAGUUGAUAUCAAAUAUGCAGUAGUUUAGAAUUUUCGUUAUUCUAGUUACCUCAUACACAAGAUAUUGAAUUUUUAAUUAUAUUAUCAAAUACAUUUUUGUCGAAAAAGUAUUUGUCAAAAUUUUAGUUUCUGUUAAAAAUCCGGGCCCCCUUCAAAGCUCCGUGCCCGGGGGGAAACACCCCGGCCCCCCCCCUCUCGAAGGCCCUGACUGCCCUGUCAAAGUAGAAAGUUUAUGCGGAUAAAUUUCCAAUGGGCAAUACAUUUUUUCAAUGUGAUAAUUAUCGACAGCAAUAUUUAAAAUUAUACAUAGUCGAAAAUUUUAUACUAUCCUGAUUAUCUACUUUCAACGCUCGGGUAAUGAGCCUAUUUUCGUCCUGUUUCUAUUAUCACCCUACUAAUUUGUAGCCGCUGGUUAGAGCAGCUUUUCCCAUCUUUGUUCAACGCAUUGGUUUAAAAGGUAAGGUAAUAAUUGGAACACUCGAUUCGAGUUUUCGUUGCGCUUAAAAACGAACAUUUUACAGCUUUCUACAGCUGGUUCUUAAGAGCAAGGUAAAACUACUGAUGCCAAUUUAUACGCAUUGCAUAAAUUGUAGGCCUAGAAAUUAGUGAUACACCCACCAUGAUAGGGUUUAUUUUAUGAAAGAGGUUAACCUCUUUACCCUAUAAUCGGAGCAGAAGACUAAGCUUCUUAUUUUGAUACUGAUUUCACUAAAUAAUCCCCCUACAAGUGAAAUUAUGUUUUAAACAGAUUGUUUAGCAAAUAUAAUGAAAUGAUGUGUUCAUGACAUAUGUAGGAUAUACGUUAGCCUCCGCCUAUUCAAUCAAUUCCAUUACAAGAAUCCAACAUUUGCGCAAUAUUUUCUUAAAUUUUCAUUGCAAAGUAUUAAAAAUUGGGUGAGUGACAUUGAAUUUUCAGGAGGAAACUCGAAAAAAUGCGGUGUACACACUAACUUAAAACCUCCUAUACUAAUCGUUUAGAAAUUUCGCAGAGUUCUUUGUCACAUAAUUGCCCAGGUACCUACGGGAGUGCUUUACAUAACAUGUUAACCGUUUUUUAACGAAUGUAUUGCCUUCAAAGUGCUAUGAAAAAUUUGAAAAAAUAAAGGCUGCUCUCAUUAGUCCUUAUCACCAUCACUUAUAGCAAAAACAUUUUCUGGGACCUUUGGCACCAAAAUAUUUUUUUAUGACAAAUAUGCAAAUGGUUCAACAUUCUUCCAAAGGCACGUCAUGGUUCUAAUAAUAAUUCGGAAGAGCAUUUAAUUCUGUUAUAAAUCAAUUUGGGGGCAUGCAACAUUUUUCAAAACUUUUUGUGUUGCACUAUAACAUAUGCUAGUUCACUUGAAAAGUUAAAAAAUCACUAUAGCACCGUGAAAUGAGUUAUGAUGAAGUUUUGGUAACAAAUUCUUAAUUCACCUGGCCAGUGCGUAACAAAUAAACGGUUUGCUUCAAUAGAAACAUGUGUGUCACGUUUUAGCUUAGCUAUGGGUGCCAUACGUCAAAAAACGUAGCAAUUUUUGAUACCUAACCACUUCUUCCCACACAAGUAUUAUAUUUUAAUAAUAGAUCGCUUGGCAAAUUUUGGCCCCUUAAGGACGGUACUGUACUAUUUUAUCACUUACGAGGCCUACAAUCGAUGAAAUUUCUAUAAAUUGGCACCAACACGUUUGCUUCGUUCCCAAGAACCACUAGUAAAAUAAUAAAUGGCCCGAGAAUAGUGGAAUACUUCUGUUUGAGGGCAACGAAAACUCUAAUCGGGUGCCCAAAAUAUCGCACUACCAUUUAAGUCAAAAGAUAGUACAAAUAUAUGGCAAACACUGCUCUAACCAAUGGUUUCAAGUGGGUUAAGAGCUAAUUGUAAUAGGGCGAAAAGAGGCUCAUGACCCUAUACAUAUUUGAAAACUAUGUAUAUAUUUAAACAGUUGAAUUGCUUCAUGCAACGCUUAACUAUACAUUCAUUUCAAAAACAAAAAUAUACAUCAGAAAUAAGCUUUGCACACGCAUCAAACCCAUAUAACAAAACCUCAUAGCAACUAAUCAUUACCUCCUCACAAGGCGUGUGAGGACAUCACAAAACUCCUUUUGAAUCAUCAUGAGGUGUAGCCCACUCUCCUCCACGGAGCAAAUAUCCCAUGCGUAAUAAAAUAUUUAUCUACAUCAUUUCGUUGAGCAAGAGAGGAACUCUCUCAUUUUUCGGGUCCUCACACACAACGGUAGAGAUGCUCCCGUUGCAUCAUUCUUUUCUACCUCAUCCUGAGGGAGGGAUAUUAGCCCUCAUUGUGUGUUGAAGUGUUUAUAACAAGUCUGCUUCG